AAACGGGAACUGGCGGAGACGAGCGCGAGGCAAGAUGCCGCUAAGAUGGCAGCCGACCUUCAGAGGCAGAAGGACGAGGAGGAGAGACGCGCUCAGCUCGACUCUAAGAAGAUGCACCUGACGCAGCAGCAGCUGGAAGCUGAGAGACAGGCGCGGUUGGAAGCCGAGGAGCAGACGAGACAGCAUGCAGAGGUAGCCGAGCUAGAGCGACUGCAGAGACAGGAGCUAGAGCGCAUACAAGCGGAGCUGGAGCAGCUGCUGCUGGAUGAGAGACAGGCCAAGCGCGAUGAAGAGACGGUGCGCGCUCUGCAGGCGAG
Messenger RNA from Priapulus caudatus, 317 nucleotides. RefSeq names its product switch-associated protein 70-like. NCBI's taxonomy places the organism in Eukaryota, Metazoa, Priapulida, Priapulimorpha, Priapulimorphida, Priapulidae. The record is from RefSeq and is a predicted model, not a curated record. The annotation marks the transcript as partial. The transcript has 2 exons.